AUGGUGGAAAGAUUCACUCAAAUACCAGCGCCGAGGGCAAUUGAUGUCUUGGAAACCUCUGAUGCUGCGUACUUGCUCAUGACACGAGUCCCAGGCCGCCCAAUAGGCCAGUUGCUCGAUACAAUGACCGACAAGCAAGUGCACAACGUUGUAGCUGACCUCAAACGUUAUGUUGCCGAGCUGCGAGCGAUCCCCAACCAAGUCAGCAAGUUUCAAAUAUGCAACUCUGAAGGUGGCGGGAUCUUGGACUGGCGCAUCCGUGACAGCCAAUCAGAGGAAUUGCGCUUCGAAACAGAGACCGACUUCCACAACCAUCUAACUCGAAAGAUGACUGACGAUACUCGAAGGCAAGCGGCCAAGUCGCAUACCAUUCCACAUGCAAUUGUCUUUACGCAUAGCGACUUAAAUCCUAGAAACAUUCUCGCUGAAAAUGGCAGGAUUACUGGCAUUGUCGAUUGGGAGAAUGCAGGCUUUUUCCCGGAGUACUGGGAGUAUACCAAGACGCAUUACACAGUUCGACAUGUGAUUCGAUGGCUGGCUGACGUGGUAGACCAAACUUUUGAGGGUUACCGGGACGAGCUGUAUGUGGAUAAUAUGCUGUCUGAUUUAGCAGGUCCCUUCUAA
Molecule: messenger RNA, 624 nt
Organism: Penicillium vulpinum
Lineage: Eukaryota; Fungi; Ascomycota; Eurotiomycetes; Eurotiales; Aspergillaceae
Product: aminoglycoside phosphotransferase family protein
Exons: 1
Coding region: 1-624 (207 amino acids)
Source: RefSeq, a predicted model, not a curated record